Gracilinanus agilis (Agile Gracile Mouse Opossum) is the source of this 300-nucleotide messenger RNA. It is a transcript of the gene CCL20, whose product is annotated as C-C motif chemokine ligand 20. The transcript has 4 exons. Gene Ontology annotation, cellular component: extracellular region. The record is from RefSeq and is a predicted model, not a curated record. Bases 1 to 300 code for a protein of 99 amino acids. Gene Ontology annotation, molecular function: chemokine activity; CCR chemokine receptor binding. Gene Ontology annotation, biological process: positive regulation of GTPase activity; positive regulation of ERK1 and ERK2 cascade; neutrophil chemotaxis. Lineage: Eukaryota; Metazoa; Chordata; Mammalia; Didelphimorphia; Didelphidae.
AUGACCCAAUCUGGCAAGAAGAUCCUAAUCUUAGUAUUUUUGAUGAAAGUAAUGCUGCUCUGCCUCUCGGACAGGGCUCAAGCAGCUAGCAGCUUCGAUUGCUGCCUUCGGUAUAUAGAACAUCCUAUCAGCGCUAAAUUCAUCAAAGGCUACACAGAACAGCGGUCCUACGAAGCCUGUGACAUUGAUGCCAUCAUAUUUUAUACCAGAAAACACGUUGUGUGUGCUGAUCCAAAGGAAGCAUGGGUGAAACAUGUCCUUAGGAUUUUGAGUUCCAGACUCAGGAAGAUGUCAAAGUAA